UUAUUUAGAUUCUUAUAUGAGCAUGUUAUUUAUGUAAUUGUAUUGUUCUUUUCAGCUGUUGCUAGUGUAUCUGCUAACCUUAAUUCGGUACCGGUCCUUAAUGGUAAUAACUUUAAGGACUGGAAGGAGAACAUUUUUACUGUUCUUGGCUACAUGGAUCUUGACCUUGCAUUAAGGAUGGAUCGUCCUGCUCCUCUUAUGGAUACCAGUACCUCCGAGCAAAGGAGGAUAUUUGAGAAGUGGGAUCGUUCAAACAACAUGAGUCUUAUGAUCAUUAAGCGCGACAUACCUGAGGCUUUUAGGGGUGCGGUGUCCGAGGAGGUCACCGAUGCCACAACUUUCCUUGCUGAAAUUGAGAAACGCUUUGCAAAAAGCGAUAAGGCAGAAACAAGUACUCUUUUAAAGAAACUUAUUUCCAUGAAGUUUAAGGGCAAGGAAAAUAUAAGGGAGUACAUUAUGGAAAUGUCUCACCUUGCUUCAAAGUUGAAGGCACUAAAGCUUGAGCUUUCGGAUGACUUGCUUGUGCAUUUAGUGCUUAUCUCUCUUCCUCCACAAUUCAGUCAAUUCAAGGUCAGUUACAACUGCCAAAGGGAGAAAUGGACUCUUAAUGAGCUCAUUUCAUUUCGUGUUCAAGAGGAAGAAAGAUUGAAGCAAGAAAAGACUGAAAGUGCUCAUUUGGAAAGCACCUCUAAGGAUAAGGGCAAGAAAAGAAAGAAUGAGGCUGCUAAGGAUAAAGGUCCUGCACAUAAGAAACAAACUCAAGCCAAUAAUGAUGAUGCUUGUUUCUUUUGUAACAUGAAAGGACACAUGAAGAAGGAAUGUGCUAAGUACAUUGCAUGGCGAGCAAAGAAAGGGUUGCCUGAGUUACCGAAAGCCAAAUGAUGCUGAAAGAAGCAUUUAUGUGGGAGAUGGCAAGUCGGUAAAUGUGGAAGCAAUAGGGCAUUUUAGGUUGUUGUUAAGUAUUGGUUACUAUUUG
This is a messenger RNA of Cannabis sativa, 976 nucleotides long. RefSeq lists its product as uncharacterized. Gene Ontology annotation, molecular function: zinc ion binding; nucleic acid binding. The transcript has 2 exons. NCBI's taxonomy places the organism in Eukaryota, Viridiplantae, Streptophyta, Magnoliopsida, Rosales, Cannabaceae. The record is from RefSeq and is a predicted model, not a curated record. The coding region runs from base 154 to 882 and encodes 242 amino acids.